AUGCAGAGUGGCUAUACCAUCCUGUGCGUCUCCUUGUUGCUUACAGCACAGCUGGUUACAUCAGAAGGAGUGGAACUCCUGACUCCAGCAAAGAGAGGAUGGACCCUGAACAGUGCUGGAUAUCUCCUAGGGCCUUAUGCACAUCGGACUCUGAUGGUGCGGAACGGCUCCCCGCUGGGCAAGAGGAAUCUGUGGGAGGAGGUUCCGACUCAGCCCUCUCACCAGCCCUCAUACAGUACUGACUCAGAUGACCUCUAUCUCCAAACCCUUCUGGACCUCAUCAAGUAUCUGCGACUAAAAGAGACGGGGACCAUGAGAGAUCUGGACAGCCCUGUGCUGCCGGAGGACAGCAGAGCCUAGCACUCCUGUUUGCUUCCCCGACUCAGUCUGGCUUUGUCAGGGAGAGGAUCGAAAAAGGAGUAAGAUGAUAAUGCCAAGGCCAUUUCAACACCUUACCUUACUGUUCUCAAAGAUGAACAUGGUGUUAUUUUAUGAUCCAACAGUUGUUUGUCCACCAUUGCUUUUGUAUGGCUAAGUCUUUUGUCCAAGGCAUAUCCUCACGUUUUAAGCUAUUUAAAAUCACUAUCUCGUCAUUUUUUUCUAUGUUUGCCUAUUUGUUCUGAACCAGAAAAUA
Messenger RNA from Clupea harengus (Atlantic herring), 634 nucleotides. RefSeq names its product galanin-like (gene gall). Gene Ontology annotation, molecular function: galanin receptor binding; neuropeptide hormone activity. Gene Ontology annotation, cellular component: extracellular region; secretory granule. Lineage: Eukaryota; Metazoa; Chordata; Actinopteri; Clupeiformes; Clupeidae. The record is from RefSeq and is a predicted model, not a curated record. Gene Ontology annotation, biological process: neuropeptide signaling pathway.